Brassicogethes aeneus is the source of this 1717-nucleotide messenger RNA. The record is from the annotation of a GenBank genome assembly. Lineage: Eukaryota; Metazoa; Arthropoda; Insecta; Coleoptera; Nitidulidae.
AUGAAAAGCUUCUGCGAAAGCGUAUCUGCGAGUCGCAUGUGCACACACUCAGCUCGCAGGGCAGCAUCAGCAGGAGCUAAAGCAGCAGGAGUAGCCACAUACACAUGCAGCGUAAUGUGCCUGAGUAGCUGUGGACGAUUUUGGACUGCCGUGCAAAUCCUGUGGAGUACCAUCUACAUCAUCUGUGGGGCAUUUCAGCUGGUAGCUGGCGUUUUCUUUAUUAUAUCUGUACCAGAAUUUCAACCAUAUUCCACUAUAUUCACUGGAUCAUGGAAUAUUAUAAUAGGCAUCGCUGGAGGCAUGAUUGCCUGCAUAAAUCCAUUGACUCCAAGGAGACAGGAAAUCUUCCUUUACCUAUCAGUUACCAUAUUAACAGUAAAUUUCGUCAAUAUUAUCAUAACUGAGUGGGAGAUGUACUUUAUAGACAUACAAAAGCUACAUAGAAAUCAUUCAAACCACAUGCUUAUAGAUUACGCUUGUUUUGCAACCCGAAUUGCCGAAGCAUUGGCUGUGGUCGUGUCCCUCCUAGACAGUCAGUUGUCUUUCUGCUCGAUGCACGUGACGCCGCCAAGAGACGUCAAGCUGCGAAGAUCGCACGAGCAACCAAAGUCUUCCAAACCGCACACCGUCUACGACGCGUACGCGCGCAGCUGGGUCUUCGACGCGGAAAACGCGGGAACGUCGACCAACCCGAAAGCCCACCAAAAUGGCGCCACCCCAAAAUCCAUCGUCAAAGACAAACCCAACGGCGUCGUCAAGGACACGACGCACCUCAUCGACAACCCCGUAGUGCAGAUCGAGGAGGCCUCGGACGACAGCAACAGCAACAGCGACCGGAAGUUGGGCCACAUGAAGAGCUUCUCCAGAUCCGCCUCUCCCGUGAUGAGCUCCUCGCAAGUCAGCCUCAACUCCAACCCGCACCCGCAGAUCUUCGAGUGCCUGGAGAAGCUCACCGAGCCAACUAUAUACAGAAGCAGGCUGAACACCGCUGUGAGCAGCAAGAGCGACGAGGAACCGCACUACCACACGCCCCAGGCGGUGAUGGUGCGACGCGUGGAAUCCAUCAGUCCCCGUACGGAGAAAGUGCAGUACGCGUCGCUCAUGAAAGAGCUGCAGCGGCGAAUCAAGAAGGACCCGCCCAGCGUUGUCACGUCGCCGAGUACUAGUGCCAGCGAUUCCGCCGGAAAAAACAGCGAUGCCGAGUUCAGCAAAGAGUUGGAGGCCGCCCUUCAGCUGAUACAGGAUUUGGAAAGCCCCAACACCGUAGAUACCCCUUCGGAAACGAAGGAUGCCACACCUCUGGCGGUGUGGAGAAACAGUGACGCUAGUGAGAGUGACAAGACGCUUAGUGCUGUGGGAUCGCUGGCGGAGCUAACGUCGCCACUGGCGGAGUGUCAGCCUGCAGUGAAGGGAAAUAGAGGAAAAGGUGAUACAACAGCUGGGUGUGCCAAGGACUGAAUCUUAGUUAAAUAAAGAGGAGUUUUAAACAUUUAAAAAAUUAAGAAUUAAAAAUACCUAAAUGUUAGCAGCCUUCGUCCAUAUUUCACUUUGCUGUUUUUGAUGAAUAAAGUUGUCUAUUUUUUCGCCCUGUAUAAUUCUUUAUGUACAUACAUAACUGUUAUUAUAUAGUUAUAUAGUUUAUAUUAUAGUUCUAUUGUAUAUAUUUAAAUUCCCUAUCCUUUUAUAGAUUAAACAUUCCAUGAACAGAUAAGUUUUU